This is a messenger RNA of Clonostachys rhizophaga, 1341 nucleotides long. The record is from the annotation of a GenBank genome assembly. NCBI's taxonomy places the organism in Eukaryota, Fungi, Ascomycota, Sordariomycetes, Hypocreales, Bionectriaceae.
AUGUCUGUCACUAAGGCUGAGGAUGACUGGAAGAAUCUAGAGGUCGUCCUGAGCUCCACUUUGUCGUCUUUACAGUCCCAUUUGAACGGGGACAGUCAGCUUGCAGCGUUUACUGACACCGGGAUCAAGGAAUGUGUGGUCUUUGGUUGGGCUGCCGCUGGGCAUGACCAAGGCGUCCUCUGCUCAGUCGGUGGCGGUCAAACAGCCAUACGGACCGGUGCAGUGAAAGAUGCUUCGUUUGUCCUUUCGGCCCUGCCGGAGCAGUGGGCCGAGUUCUACUCGGCGACACCAAAGCCACCUUUCCAGAGUUACUGGGGCAUGUUUGGUCAAAAUAUUCACCAGGAUGGUGUCGAGGUCCGUGGUAACAAGAACCUCUUCCUAAAUCUGGCCCCGGUCUGGCGGCGCGUUUUGGAGCUGAGUCGCAUUGCGUUUUGCGGACCCAUCCAAGAGGAAGAGCAUGUGGCAACCCCAGAGAGGGAUCUCAUCUCUGGCGGCUACCUAUGGGCAGAUCUGCCAUGCUGGGGGAGGACCAAACUGUUCUACGAACAGAGCGGCGACAAGUCGAAGCAGCCAAUUCUUUUCCUGCAUACGGCGGGCUCCGACGGCAGGCAGUACCAUGGUGUCAUGAAUCAUCAAGACAUGCUGGACAGAUGCCACAUGACUGUAUUUGACAUGCCAGGCCAUGGAAGAAGUUUUCCCGGGGAGAAACAGAUCCCUGGCCAGCAUAGCAAUAACGAAGAUGCUUAUAUUGCCGUGAUUGCUGCCGUGGUCAAGUCGCUAGGUCUUGUGAGCCCCAUUGUCUGCGGUGCUAGUAUGGCUGGCCACAUCUCUCUUGCGGUGGCAUUGAGGGCUGAUGAGGUCGGCGCCGGGGCGGUGAUCCCUUGCCAAGCAUGCGAAUUCACCGACAUGGAGCGCAACUACUGGUCAAGGUCACUCUUUGUGAACCAAUCUCUUUUCACUCCUGAAUAUAUCUACGGGAUGAUGUCUCCAAUUUCGCCUUUGAAAGAUCGCAACUUGGUCUGGCACACAUAUUCCGCUCAGGCGUUCUCGAUGUAUCAUGGCGAUCUCGAUUUCUACUUUGGCGGUUGGGAUGGCCGCGGUCGAGUGGAGAAGAUUGACACAAAGCGGUGCCCUGUGUAUAUGCUUACCGGAGACUAUGACUGGAGUACGACUCCAGCUAUGAGUGAAGCCACGGCACGUAAGAUUCCCGGUGCCAAGUUCCGCUCAAUGGAAGGGCUGGGACAUUUUCCUGCCACCGAAAAUCCCCAGAGAUUUUCUCGGUAUCUUGUGGAGGCUGUCGACUCUGUCUGUCACUCAAUGAGAGCCAGUAGGGAAAAGUAG